Molecule: messenger RNA, 1578 nt
Organism: Tigriopus californicus
Lineage: Eukaryota; Metazoa; Arthropoda; Copepoda; Harpacticoida; Harpacticidae
Product: larval cuticle protein LCP-17-like
Exons: 2
Coding region: 879-1460 (193 amino acids)
Cellular component (GO): chitin-based extracellular matrix
Molecular function (GO): structural constituent of chitin-based larval cuticle
Source: RefSeq, a predicted model, not a curated record
UUCAUGUGGUCCAUUUCUUUUGAAACACCCUUUAUCAAAACUCAUUUAUUAUGAACCUUUACAAAGGGCUAAGAAUCGUGCCCUCUCUUUGUCGCUACCAUGAAAACUAUUUGAAGAUAUCUGUUCAAGGGAUGAGCAAGAUAAAUAGCCCGUUUGUACGGCGCUAGAAUUAAAUACCCUUUAAAGCCCUCCCCAGGGCCCUGAUAGGUGCAACGGAGGUGAAAGUUCGGCGAUCCCAGUUUCAGAUUUUUGACCAUUAUCUGAGUUUCAGCUCAAAUUUGGAUUUUAGGCUAUAGAACAAAGCAACACCAACUGAAAAAGAUCAAUGAGCAAUGAAACGGGGACAAAAUGCUGUCAAUGGGAAUGAAGCUCAAGAACUCUGUGGCAAGUAUAGAGUCUGCGUUUGUCAGUUUAUCUCAAAAAUCAAGCACCUUUGAAAGGUGAUAGAUUUUCACAUUUUAUGAUAUACAUGUACAAAUAGCGAAGCCACUGACGUUUGGCGUUUCCAGUUUGAUGGGAGAGGAAUGAAUCCUCUGGGUUAGGUAACACUAUUGAGCUCUUGGCAAGACAUUUCGGCGUCGAAGUGAAGUUGCUCGGAUGACGCAAAAAGAGCGUCAGUCUCGCCCUACCUACAGUACAGACACGUACUUGCUUGCGAGGAACGAUAGUUGAAACCAAUGGCAAGCAACAUUUUCCCCUUUGGGCAAGGAAGAAAUGACCGGUCGGUGGAAGAAGUGUAUCAGAUUUUGUCGAAACUGAACGGUAAGUCUACUGUUGAAGACGAGUUUGGGCACAAGGACCUAUAUAAGAGAAUCCCAAAAUAACCAGAGGUAUCAGUUGAUCCCUUCUUGACUUCAAGAGCACAUCUCAUCCCAACCAUGAAUAAAUUCGUCGCCGUUCUUUCCCUUAUCGUGGCUGUGGCCUCAGGUGCCCGCAUUCCCCGUGACUCGGGAUACUCCCAGAGUGGAUCCCAGAGGGGCAAUGCCCAAGCUCAAGCUCCCAUUGGUAUUGUCUCUUCAGUCUACAAUGGCCCCACCGCCGAGUCGCAGAACUUUGACUUUGCCUUUGAGACAGAGAAUGGCAUCCGGCAAGAGGCCACUGGAGAGAUGAAGACCAUUGAUGACACCGAGGUGGUCGUGAUGCGCGGCAGCUACACCUAUUUGGAUGCCGAGGGUCGUGAUGUGACCGUGACUUGGGAGGCCGAUGAGAAUGGUUAUCGUGCUGAGUCUGACAUUUUGCCCGUGGCCCCAGAGAUCCCAUUUGAAGAGCAACGCCAGGCUGUGGCCGCUCAAAUCGCCUUUGCCCAACAAGAGGAACAAGCCGCCGCUGCCUCUUCCACUUCCAACAGAUACGCCCCUGCUCCUGCCAACAGCUACUCUGCUGCGGCUCCGGCCGCUCCCACCAGCCAAUACGGUGCUGCUUCUCCUGCUCAACCCACAUACACGCAAUACAACUACUAAAUAUUGAAUGGGAUUCAAUCAAAAAAGGAUGCAAGAGGUGACUCUUGAUUCGCCUUUUUCUGGCAUCUGCAACAUUUUCCCAAACUCUAUACACUAUGGUUAUUUAUUAAAUAUAUGA